This is a messenger RNA of Trichomycterus rosablanca, 2381 nucleotides long. RefSeq names its product RNA binding motif protein 46 (gene rbm46). Gene Ontology annotation, molecular function: mRNA binding. The transcript has 6 exons. The record is from RefSeq and is a predicted model, not a curated record. Gene Ontology annotation, cellular component: nucleus. Lineage: Eukaryota; Metazoa; Chordata; Actinopteri; Siluriformes; Trichomycteridae. The coding region runs from base 207 to 1820 and encodes 537 amino acids.
UGUCGCGCGCGUCAGAGGGGGAAACGACCGUUGUUGACUUGGCUUCACCUUUAUUAAAACCUGGUAUUUUUUUUUUUAAUAAAAUCACUUCACACAGUCGUAUAAUCUAAUAAUUUGAUAAAAUAACAACACUGUAAUAAUAUAAUUCGAUUAUUUUGACCGAGAAGAGGUACGAGCAACUUUUCAGUAAGAAACCAAAGGUGGAAAUGGAUGAAUGUGGUAUUGGUCACUGUAGCGACGAUGGUAAAUUUGAAAGCCCUAAUGAAGCCGCUUUAUUGGCCCUGAUGGAGAAGACGGGUUACAGUAUGGUUCAGGAAAACGGACAAAGAAAAUUUGGUGGCCCACCACCAGGCUGGGAUGGCCCCCCUCCUCCACGUGGAUGUGAGGUGUUUGUGGGGAAAAUUCCCAGGGACAUGUAUGAGGACAAGUUGGUGCCUGUGUUUGAGCGUGCAGGACGCAUCUACGAGUUCCGUUUGAUGAUGGAGUUUAGCGGGGAGAAUCGUGGCUACGCCUUCGUCAUGUACACCACCAAAGAAGCAGCCCAGCGAGCCAUCCACCUCUUGGACAACUACGAAAUCCGUCCAGGGAAGUUUAUAGGAGUCUGCGUGAGUCUGGACAACUGUCGCCUUUUUAUUGGGUCUAUCCCCAAAGACAAAAAGAAGGAGGAGAUCCAAGAAGAGAUGAUGAAGGUUACAGAUGGAGUGGUGGAUGUCAUUGUGUACCCGAGUGCCUUGGACAAAACUAAGAACCGGGGUUUUGCUUUUGUGGAGUACGAAUCGCACAAGGCUGCUGCCAUGGCCCGCAGAAAGCUCAUACCAGGAACAUUCCAGUUGUGGGGCCACACCAUACAAGUUGACUGGGCUGCGCCAGAGAAAGACGUAGAUGAGGAGACAAUGCAACGUGUGCGGGUUCUGUACGUCCGUAAUCUUAUGCUAUACACGACUGAGGAGACUCUUUGCACAGAGUUCUCCCGGCUGAAGCCAGGUUCAGUGGAGCGUGUUAAAAAACUGACAGACUACGCCUUUGUCCAUUUCUACACACGUGAAGACGCACUUGCUGCACAGCAGUUCAUGAAGGGCAAACUAAUCGACGGCUCUCCAAUUGAAGUAACCCUUGCAAAGCCGGUCAGCAAAGAGGCCGGGCGAAGAUCUGGAAUACGAACCAGUCAUAAUGGAACAUCAGUUGGCGGGCCCUAUGGUGACACCAAUUUUCUCUCACAGAACAAAGAUGAUUCCGGAAUCAGUCUGUGUUCAGGGAUUAUGAGUGAUGGGUAUUCUGUACAUCCUCUCAGUUUACCCCCUCACUUGGGUAGCCCGUAUCCAAUGGACGCAGAACAAGGUGUGUAUCCUUAUUUGCCCGGAUCCAGUUUGGUGCCAACCAGCCUGCAGAGCCUUAAGCCCAGCCAGUUUAGUUCUGCCGUGUCACUGCUAGAAUACUACUGCCACAAGAAUGGCUGGUCACUGCCAGAGUAUUACCUUUACUCCACAGGAGGGCAAGAAGGCAAGACGCUGCUCAUCUAUAAAGUGGUGAUCAAUAGCACUAGAAGCAGCUACAUGCCUGACAAAGUCUGUUCCAUUCUCGAGGAUGCCAAGGAGCUUGCAGCUCAAAAUGCACUCUGGAAUCUAGAUCUCUCAUUCUAUAGCCCCGGUUCACCUGGAAGUUUCUCGCCCUCUACAUCAUCUGGCACAGGUUUGCUUUCAUUUGCUUGUCGAGCUGUACCAUACCCAGCCUACUCCAUGGCCCCGAUCUCUCCUCCGCUGCCAAUUCCUGGUGCCAGUGGCCAGAGGCUCUACAUUUCCAACCAGUCAUCCUUCUUUUGACAGAAGCAGGUUUUCUUGUGUGUUGUUGCUUACUUUUGCAGGUAGGUUAAGUUGAGCUCAGAUUUGCCACUUUGGUUGUGAGUGAACUGGCAUGAAAAAUGUGUUCGGAUUUUCAAACCUAGCUAGCAUUGUAUUAACAUGUGCACUGAUGCAUGUGUUUUGCAGUUAUUUUUUUCUCCAUUAUUUUACAUGUUCUCUUGCACUGUUCUCAUUAGUGAUGCAGUUUGAUUGAUUUAAUGUAAAACAAAAACAGUAUUACUUAUUUUAUUUUUGUUAUGCAGCAGGUUUUACUGCUAUAUGCAAGGUUUACCUUAAAACUAUGAAAUUAACAUUUUUGAAGUCUAGUGAUAUGCCCAGCUGUUUUCCCAGCAUGCCACCUUAACAAUGAAAUAUUCUUCUAUUCACACCCAUUCAGUCUUAUUACCAAAAUGAUUCCUUCACCACAAGCAGGUGUGCACGUUAACAAAAAUAUAUCAAUUCAUUGUUUGUUCAGUUGUUCAUAAUCACAAUGUAUUUUCAGUGUCAAAACAGCCCUGGUUGAAAGAUAAAGAUAUAUACCUA